AUGGUACCCCAAACUCUCAAGGAAAAAAGUAAAUGGCAUAAAAAAUCAACAAUCUAUCUAUCUAUCUAUCUAUCUAUCUAUCUAUCUAUCGAUCUAUCUAUCGAUCUAUCUAUCUAUCUAUCUAUCUAUCUAAGUCUGAUCCUACCUUUUUCAGUCUGUUCCUAUCUAUCUAUCUAUCUAUCUAUCUAUCUAUCUAUCUAUCUAUCUCAGUAUGAUCCUACCUAUUUCAGUCUGUUCCUAUCUAUCUAUCUAUCUAUCUAUCUAUCUAUCUAUCUAUCUAUCUCAUCUGAUCCUACCUUUUUCAGUCUGUUCCUAUCUAUCUAUCUAUCUAUCUAUCUAUCUAUCUAUCUAUCUAUCUAUCUAUCUCAGUAUGAUCCUACCUAUUUCAGUCUGUUCCUAUCUAUCUAUCUAUCUAUCUAUCUAUCUCAGUCUGAUCCUACCUAUUUCAGUCUGUUCUAUCUAUCUAUCUAUCUAUCUAUCUAUCUAUCUAUCUAUCUAUCUAUCUAUCUCAGUCUGAUCCUACCUAUCUAUCUAUCUAUCUAUCUAUCUAUCUAUCUAUCUAUCUAUCUAUCUAUCUGUCCUAUCAUCCUCUUGCAUUCGUUACCUUCAAGUCUUGCCUUUCUCUUUCACUUUCUUUUUUGUCUUCCUAUUUUAACCCACUCUCUCACUAUCAGUAUUAUGAUAGUUUAUCUUUCUUUACAAAUCGUUCUUCUUUCUUUCAUUCUUUCUUUCUUUUUCUUUUCUUUUCUGUUGUGGGAAAUAUUUUCCUCUUCGUCUCUAGUUGCUUCUCUCUCAUAUAUAUUCUCUCUUUCUUUCUUUUCUAUUGUUGAUAAUACUUGUCCUCUUCAGUUCUAG
Messenger RNA from Acanthosepion pharaonis, 855 nucleotides. The record is from the annotation of a GenBank genome assembly. NCBI's taxonomy places the organism in Eukaryota, Metazoa, Mollusca, Cephalopoda, Sepiida, Sepiidae.